AUGGAGCUCGCACAGCUGGAGGAGAAGCAGCAGUUCCAGAAAGUCCAACCUCUUAAGAAAUCGGAGCUUUGGGCUUGGGAUAUGGCCUCCAAGUACGGAGUCGAGGCUUCGAAUCAUGCGAUUCCAUGCAACACGACCGCCCCUGUAAUUCGCUGCGUUACUCCCUUUCUCGGAACCUACGUUGAUCCAGGAGCCAUCUCCCUCUAUGUCUCCUCACUCUCCUCCAUCCUCUCCUUCUUCACGUCCCUCUCCAUCUCUGCCGUCGCCGACCAUGGAUCGUAUAAGAAGAGUCUGUUGAUCGUGUUCUCGGUUCUUGGGUGCCUCUUCUCCAUGGGGUUCUUCAUCAUUCAGGAACCCAGACUGUUCUGGGUUGGCGCGAUACUCUCCCCACUCGCCUGGACCUGCUACAACGUCUGUGGUGUCUUCUCGCACUCGUUCCUACCCAUCUACGGUCACGCCCAUCCGGAUGUCCUCGCCGCACAGGCCAGGGGAGAGUCACUGAGCGUGGUCCGCAAAAUUGAGGAACAGAUCGUCAAUGAUCUGUCAGCGUACUCGGGUGCCAUUGCCAACAUUGGCUCGAUCAUCGUUCACGGUGUCUGCAUAGGGGUGUCGCUGGGGAUGCAUGAGACCUCGCUCAGUCUCCAGAUCGCGAUUGCUUACACAGGUGUCUGGUGGCUGAUGUGGAUUCUGAUUGUUGCGCCAUGGUUGGAUGCCAGACCAGGACCCCCUAUGCCCAAGGGCCAGAACUGGGUCGCGUACAGUUGGAUGAAGACCUAUAGAACUCUCGUGUCGUUCAAGCAGCUGCCCGAGAUCUUCAAGUUCAUGGUAGCAUGGUUUAUCCUCUCGGACGGGAUCAACACAAUGCCCGCAAUCAUGUUCAUCAUCCUCUAUCGCGAACUCUCCUUCACCCACGUCGAAUCCUUGAUCAUGUCGGUCCUCCUCUCCGUGAUGGCAUGUCUGGGUGCAUACGGGUUCAUGUAUCUCCGCAAGGUCUGGUCCCUGACAACUAAGUUUAUGAUUAUUUUGUGUCUGAGUCUCUAUGGAAUCCAGAUGGCUUAUUUGGUUGUUGUACCGUACAUCACGGACAAGGCUGGUUUGAGGACUAGCCAUGAGGGGUGGUUCCAUGUGUUGUACUAUGGAAUCAUUGUCAGCACGUUUUAUGGAUCCUGUCGAGUUAUGCUUUCAGAGUUGUGUCCGGCUGGAGAUGAAAAUGAGUGGUUCUCACUCUACCUGCUCGCCGACAAAGGAUCAUCAUGGGUGGGUCCUUUCAUUACAGCAGCCAUCUUUUCAUUGACAGGGGACUACCGCAGAGCUUUCUGGUUCCCCCUAGUACUAAUCCUCGUUGGCGUGCUGAUGCUCUCCCGGGUGGACGUGGACAAAGGCAAGGAUCAGGCUUGCAACUUUGCCCAAGCAAAAGAACGCGAACGCCAUUUGGCAGCCACGACACACUCUUUGCACUAG
This is a messenger RNA of Linnemannia hyalina, 1461 nucleotides long. The record is from the annotation of a GenBank genome assembly. NCBI's taxonomy places the organism in Eukaryota, Fungi, Mortierellomycota, Mortierellomycetes, Mortierellales, Mortierellaceae.